CCCGCCCGGGUCGCCAGCUCCCGGCCCUCCGGCAGGGCUGCCGCAGACGCGAUCUCCCGCGGCGCGGAGGACAGCCUGGCGCGGCCUCGCGCGGAGUGACCGGAACGCGGUGCGGGCCCGCGGCGGACCCGGACGGCCCCGCGGUCCCCUCUGCGCCGCGCAGCCAACCCGGGGUGACGUCCCCAGCGCCCGCGCCAUGGGCCCGGGGCCCCCUGCGGCCGGAGCGGGGGCGCCCCCGCGACCGCUGUCCCUGGCCGCCCGGCUCAGCUACGCCGUGGGCCACUUCCUCAACGACCUGUGCGCGUCCAUGUGGUUCACCUACCUGCUGCUCUACCUGCACUCGGUGCGCGCCUACAGCUCGCGCGGCGCGGGCCUGCUGCUGCUGCUCGGCCAGGUGGCCGACGGGCUGUGCACACCCCUGGUGGGCUACGAGGCCGACCGCGCCGCCGGCCGCUGCGCCCGCUACGGCCCGCGCAAGGCCUGGCACCUGGUCGGCACCGCCUGCGUGCUGCUGUCCUUCCCCUUCGUCUUCAGCCCCUGCCUGGGCUGCGGGCCCUCCACGCCCGAGUGGGCGGCCCUCCUCUACUACGGGCCCUUCAUCGUGGUCUUCCAGUUCGGCUGGGCUGCCACGCAGAUCGCCCACCUGAGCCUCAUCCCGGAGCUGGUCACCAGUGACCCUGAGAAAGUGGAACUCACCGCCCUCAGGUACGCCUUCACGGUGGUGGCCAACAUCACCGUCUUUGGUGCCGCCUGGCUGCUGCUGCACCUGCAGGGCUCCUCGCGCUCGGGACCCGCUCAGGACGUCAGCGUGGGUGACCAGCUGGGGGUCCAGGACGUGCCGGUGUUCCGGAACCUGUCCCUGAUGGUGGUGGGCGUCGGCGCCGUCUUCUCGCUGCUGUUCCACCUGGGCACCCGGGAGGGGCGCCGGCCGCGGGGCGAGGAGCCCGACGAGCACAGCCCGCUGGUGGCCCCGCCGCGCCCGCCGCCCCUGCUGCUCUGGAAGCACUGGCUCCGGGAGCCCGCCUUCUACCAGGUGGGCGUGCUGUACAUGACCACGAGGCUCAUUGUGAACCUGUCCCAGACCUACAUGGCCAUGUACCUCACCCACGCCCUCCACCUGCCCAAGAAGUUCAUCGCGACCAUCCCCCUGGUGAUGUACCUCAGUGGGUUCCUCUCCUCCUUCCUCAUGAAGCCCCUCAACAAGCGCAUCGGGCGGAACCCGACCUACUUCGCCGGCCUCCUGGUGGUCCUGGUCUUCGCGGCCUGGGUGGCGCUGGCGGACGUGCUGGGCGUGGCCGUGUACGUGGCGGCCGCGCUGCUGGGCGCAGGCUGUGCCACCAUCCUGGUCACCUCUCUGGCCAUGACGGCCGACCUGAUUGGCCCCCACACGCGGGGCCUUCGUGUACGGCGCCAUGAGCUUCUCAGACAAGGUGGCCAACGGGCUGGCAGUCAUGGUCGUGCAGAGCCUGCACCCCUGCCCGUCGGAGCUCUGCUGCACGGCUUGUGUGGGCUUCUACCACUGGGUGAUGGUGGCUGUGACUGGCGGCGUGGGCGUGGUGGCCACCCUGGCUCUGUGCAGCCUGGUCAUGUGGCCCAUCCACCUUCGGAGCCGGGACCCUGGAGAGCGGCCCUGACCGUCCCCGGCCUCCUGCAGCCGUGCCAAGGGACCACUGCACCCCCCCAGGCGCCUCAGGCCUCCGGGAAGCCCCACCGCCCUGGCUUCCUGGCUCCCCAUCUGGCCCUGCCUGGCGGCGUGGGCAGGACGGACGACCCAGGGCUCAGCCCUGCUGGGGAGGGGACGGUGUGCCGACAACCAGGGGCCUGCCCCAGCCCUCCCCCCUCCCAGCCCUAUGGACCAUGUGGCUGCCCUGCCUCUGGGGGUGGCAGCGAGGGUCCCACAGGGGUGCCCAGCCCAGUGUGCUCCUCACUUCCGUCCUGGGAGUCUCUGAGUUUGCUUGGUGCCCUGAUCCUACUAGGAGACCAGGCCCUGGGGGCGUGGGACAGCCUGGUGUGGUGGCCGCUGUGCUGCCCCUGGGGCUCGGGGACCCACUGGGGUGUGAAUAAAGAGCUUCCACAGGGUGCGGCUCCUGUUUCAUGGGGACGGACAGGGACCCAGGGAGCUGACGUGGGAGGGGGUAGCCGUGUGCCACGCCCGCUGGUGGGUCCUCCGGUCACCUGCGCCUGGUGGCUGCGGCCCCAAGCGUGGGCAGACCCCCCUGGGCGGAGCUGAGAGGUGGUGGACGGG
Molecule: messenger RNA, 2245 nt
Organism: Sciurus carolinensis (gray squirrel)
Lineage: Eukaryota; Metazoa; Chordata; Mammalia; Rodentia; Sciuridae
Gene: Mfsd12
Product: major facilitator superfamily domain containing 12
Exons: 10
Coding region: 197-2230 (677 amino acids)
Biological process (GO): transmembrane transport; carbohydrate transport
Cellular component (GO): membrane
Molecular function (GO): symporter activity
Source: RefSeq, a predicted model, not a curated record